Molecule: messenger RNA, 1724 nt
Organism: Salarias fasciatus (jewelled blenny)
Lineage: Eukaryota; Metazoa; Chordata; Actinopteri; Blenniiformes; Blenniidae
Gene: aup1
Product: AUP1 lipid droplet regulating VLDL assembly factor
Exons: 12
Coding region: 157-1404 (415 amino acids)
Biological process (GO): ERAD pathway
Cellular component (GO): endoplasmic reticulum membrane
Molecular function (GO): ubiquitin binding
Source: RefSeq, a predicted model, not a curated record
GAUGAGCACAUCUGUUGCUAAGCUAACGUGUUUCACCACAAGCCUCACACAGGAGGAAUAGUUAACCAGCUAAUUACCGCGACAUGACGACAGUGCCGCCGUGAACGGUAUGACUAGUUUAUAUCACGGACUGAGGCUGAAUUCUUAGCGGCAGACAUGGAGACUCGGGGGAUUGAAGACAUGUUUGACUUUCGUCGGUUUCCCAAAGAUGCCGUAAUUCUUCUGCUCCUGCUGAUUUACUUUCCAGUUGGCAUCUGUUUGACGUUAAUACGGAUUUUUGUUGGAGUGCAUGUGUUCCUGGUCAGCUGUGCACUUCCGGAAAGUUUUGUCAGAAGAUUUAUCGUGAGAAUUAUGUGCUCGGUCCUGGGGAUGCAUGUGCGACAGAGGAACCCCCGCUCCAGAGACAAGAACACCAAACUCUUCAUAUGCAAUCAUGUGACAGAGUUCGACCACAACAUAAUCAACCUCCUGACUGCCUGCAAUACCCCCCAGUUCGAAGGCUCCACAGGCUUUGUGUGUUGGGCGCGGGGCUUCAUGGAGGUCCACUCAGCAUCCGGACACGGUGCGAUAGGAGAGUCUCUGCAGAGGUACUGUGCCACUGAAGGCACUGCGCCCUUGCUGCUGUUUCCUGAAGAGGACACCACCAACGGCCGUGCUGGUCUCCUCAAGUUCAGUUCUUGGCCUUUCUCACUGACCGAAUCCAUCCAACCUGUGGCCUUACGAGUGUCCAGACCUUUUAUUUCUCUGAGCACACCAGAGUCCAGCUGGCUAACGGAGCUCUUGUGGACAUUUUUUGUUCCGUGUACAGUGUAUCAUGUAAGUUGGCUCCCAUCUGUAUCCAGACAGGAGGGCGAGUCUACGCAGGAGUUUGCCAACAAAGUCCAGGAGGUGCUGGCUGGUGAACUUGGCUUGGUCUCCACUAAAAUCACUAAAGCUGACAAAGCAGAGCACAUCAAGAGGAAAAGACAUACGGUCCCACAGACGCCACCCAAUGUCACGUCUAGACCCAUCGGGUUGGGAUUCAUGGUCCAGAGUUUGGGCACAGACGAUCACAGGCUUGAUAAAAUGGCUCAGCAGGUGAAGGACGUUCUGCCUCAUGUUCCACUGAGCGUCAUCAAAAAGGAUUUAGCAAAAACCGACUGCGUUGACACCACCAUCACGAAUCUGCUGGAGAACAAGGAGGAAGCUGGAUUUGAAGCAACAGGGACGUCCACGUUUGGGGCUUCUAGAACGAGCUCUUACUCAUCUGGUUCUGCUACAACCUUAAAGUCUGCUGCCAAAACGUUUGGGAAAUCACCAGCUGACAGACAUCUGUCUCUUCAAGAAAGAAAAGAAGCGCUGUAUAACUUCGCACGAAGACGCUACAUCGAAAAACACGGGCUGGAUCAUGAGGACAGUCACUGAGCACACUUCAGGUCAAGCCAUCAUGGAAAGCUUGUCGGAAGCAUAGUCAAUUUGCAUAGCGAUCUAAUUUUAAGGAUGAUUUUCUAUCCUCUCCAGCAGUCAUGUCAGAAACCCCCCCCCACACACAGAUUUUGUUGGUGACAAGUAUUCAGAACAUGUAUAAGUUCAAGGAAUGGUGAUUAUGCAUGUAUUUCAUUCUUCAUUCUGGCCGACACAUGAUUUUGAUAACAGUUUGUAUUAUGAUCCACUGACUGUGAAUCAUCUAUUUAUUUUUAUAAUGUCCAGAGUUGUCGAUGAAAAUAAAGUUCAGCUUGACCUUG